Molecule: messenger RNA, 1710 nt
Organism: Musca vetustissima
Lineage: Eukaryota; Metazoa; Arthropoda; Insecta; Diptera; Muscidae
Product: protein croquemort
Exons: 5
Coding region: 4-1710 (568 amino acids)
Cellular component (GO): membrane; cytoplasm
Molecular function (GO): scavenger receptor activity
Source: RefSeq, a predicted model, not a curated record
AAAAUGUGUUGCAAUUGCUGUAGUGUAAAACAACAGAAAAUAUGGGUUUUCUCAAUUGGUACCAUACUAACUGUGCUGGGUGCUAUAAUGAUACCCUUUUGGCCGACCUGGUCCGAUGAUAUUGUCAAAUCGAUGAUGUCAUUAUCUCCCGGCUCGAUUAUCUACAACAAAUGGGUUGUCACACCGUUGCCAGUUUAUAUGAGCUUUUAUAUGUACAAUUGGACAAAUCCCGAAGAGGUGUAUAAUCCCGAAGUAAAACCAAAUUUCGAAGAAGUUGGUCCCUAUACAUUCAAAGAUAUAAAAGUAAAGGAAGAUUUACACUGGAAUGAUGCCAAUAAUACUGUGACAUUUUUCUCAACAAAUACCUGGACAUUUGUGCCGGAGAAAUCUAAGGGGAGCUUGGAUGAUAUGGUCCGAAUGGCACAUUUUCCAACGGCUGCUGCGGCAAAAAUCUCUCGUCGCUGGCAUCGAAUUGUACGGAAGGUCAUUAAUUUUGGUUUGGAGCGGGAAGGUGGUGCAAUCUCAAUGACCUAUAACGCCAUGGAUUGGUUGUUUGAUGGCUUCGUCGAUAGGCUAGUCGAUUUUGCUUAUCGAUUACAUUCACCGCUAUUUCCACUGACAUCAGAUCGUUUCGGUUGGUUCUAUGAGCGGAACAAUUCUAAAGAGGCUGAGGGCACCUACACCAUUUCCACGGGGAAGGGUAAUUUGAUAGAUAGAGGUGAAACCCGAUUGUGGAAUGGUACAGCUCAAACGAAAUAUUGGGAAGGUGAAUGUGGCCGAGUGAAUGGCAGUCUUGGUGAUUUAUGGGCACCGGGAAGAUCAUGGGAUGAUCCCGUCUCUAUUUUCCUUUAUGACGCUGGGCGUUUUUUAAAUAUUUUCCCCAUUCAAAAUGAAACGUAUCGGGGUGUUGAUGUCCGCCGUUAUGAAUCGACAAAUAGGACACUUGAUAAUGGCCAGAUUGUAGAGGAUACGAAAUGUUUUUGUGUCAAAAAUAAUGAAUGUCCUGACAAUGGUGUGUUGGAUUUUUCACCAAAGGCAUAUCGGGCGCCGGUCUAUAUGUCACAUCCACAUUUUUAUAUGGCUCCAGAGAAGUAUAGAGAAAAUACGACAGGUUUGAAACCCGACACGGAGCAUGGUACGUAUGUGAUAAUGGAGCCCAAGUGGGGUUUACCCAUGAAGGUCAAGGGUCAGAUGAUGGCUAGUAUUCUAAUGGAAAGGGAUGAACAAUUGGAUAUACUCAAAAACCUGGCUCACAAUUUCUAUGCUCCUCUACUGAGAAUUUCUCUUGAUGCCGAAAUCGAUGAUGAAAUGUUGGACUUGGUUAAGCUGAUGUUAAAGCUUCCCUCGAUAGGGGUAUAUAUAGGUGCGGGAUUUUUAACCAUCGGCCUUGUGAUGCUUAUUUUUGGCUUCUAUGCCACCAAAACCCAUAAAUGGCGUGGUGAUAUUUAUCCGGGAGUAAAUGCUGAAAAUCCUGUAGUGAUGUCUUCCAAUGAAAAGAUGGCAGCCUCAGGUGGAAACUCCGAAAACAUCAAUGAGAAAGUAUCGGUAGAAGAAAAUACCACCAAUGAACAGGCUGUGGAGGAUAGUAUUUCCCAAUCAGAAACUAUUACAGAAGAAGCCAGUGAAUCCAGAGGAGUUUCAGAGGAAAAUACGAAAAUAGAUCCUAUAGCGGAAGGCGAUAAAACAAACGAAAACAAAAAGACUGAUUAG